UUCAGAACUAUACAGUACAAACAACUCGCAGGCUAAGGCGAACAACUACUGAUCUCAGUUGAGGAUGGCAGUGGUAAAGAUCCCGGAUGCCGGCGGAGACAGCAUGACUCUCGUAGAAGUGGAUGGUCAUUUCUUCCCAAAGCCUCCCAUACAGGAGAACCCCAUUGACGUCAUCAAAGGCAUCCGCGACCUCCCCAUCAGAGAGGAUGACGUCUUUGUGUGCGCCUAUCCUAAAUGUGGCACGCACUGGGUGUGGGAAAUGGCCCGUCUUCUUCUGUCGGAGGAUACCGCCACUGUUAUCAAUAAGGAGAAAUUCAUGAUAGAGUUUGUAGGAAACGAUGUCUUGGAGAAACUGCCAUCCCCGCGGAUCCUAAACACGCACUGUCUUGUUGAACAGCUGCCACGUGGUGUGUUUGAGAAGAAGUGCAAAAUAAUCUACAUCCUCCGAAACCCCAAGGACAUGGCAGUGUCGUUCUUCCACCACCACAAGAAACUGUCAAAAAUUUAUGAAUAUGAUGGGAAAUGGGAAAACCAUUUAUCUUUACUGAUGGAUGGAAAAGUUGACUACGGGUCGUUUUGUACAUAUUUAAAGGACUGGGCUGCCAUUGGCGAAACCCAUCCCGACGUGCCGACCUUGACCCUGGUGUAUGAAGAUCUGAAAGAGGAUCCACUUGCCGGUAUUAGAAAGUUAGCGAAGUUUCUGAAUGCUGAGAAAUCAGAGGAAUUCUACCUUAAAGUAAAAGAGUUGACGAGUUUCAACACAAUGAAGGAAAAGAAAGGAAGCUUUUUUCAAGCAGAUGACGGUUCGCCUGUUAUGUACAGAAAAGGUGAAGUUGGCGACUGGAAAAAUUACUUCACCGUGGCCCAGAACGAGGCUUUUGACAAACUAUACAAGGAAAACAUGGGUGAUUGUGACAUAAACUUUAGAUACACGCUGAAGUAAGGAAGGAAGACCAAGGUGCCAGAUGGAAAAUGUGUACCCAUGCUGAUAGGAGAACAGGAAACUAAUAACUACAACAGGGUUCGAAUCCCACGUGAGACUAAAAAAAAACACGUUCUAAAAUCUGUACUAUGGUGAGAACGUGUAAUCCCAAUAUAACACAAGUUA
This is a messenger RNA of Haliotis rubra (blacklip abalone), 1108 nucleotides long. Its product is annotated as sulfotransferase 1B1-like. The record is from RefSeq and is a predicted model, not a curated record. NCBI's taxonomy places the organism in Eukaryota, Metazoa, Mollusca, Gastropoda, Lepetellida, Haliotidae. Gene Ontology annotation, molecular function: sulfotransferase activity. Gene Ontology annotation, cellular component: cytoplasm. Gene Ontology annotation, biological process: sulfation. The transcript has 6 exons. Bases 65 to 943 code for a protein of 292 amino acids.